AAACCAGUGCGGUAAACCGGAUAAAGAAAACUACUAUAGCGUCAACAAUUUCAAGUUGAAACGAACAAACAUCAAUUUUGAUCGUAAUCAGACGUAUUCACAACCGCUGAAUUGAUAAAAUCGCAUGAAUAAGUGAAGGAAAAAGAGGGUUUUGAAAAUUAUAAUAGUGUUGUGCGUAUCGCAAACAUCUGCAAAUGUGGCGGCAGGGGGGGGUUUAACGGGGGCAAAGCCAAAAGCAGGCUUACCGCGUCGAAUGUUUUUGCCCUAUUGUUCGGCAAUGUCGUGAGUCGUAAGUGCGAGGAAGGUACAACGUUUUUUUUUUACACUCUUUCGUUCAGUGUUGUCUUAAAGCGUGUAAAAAACACCGAGUUUUAAUCAAACAAGGAUAAUGUUUAAAGUUUCGAUUUGUAUAAAGUGCCCGCGCUGUGAGAGACGGAGAUUUCGGUAAUAACGGAUGUAAAGGGUAGUGUGGGACAUUUUAGGGCCCACGGGAGAAACCUUUGUCAUGGAUAUGCAGGCUCCCAAUGGAAUGGGUCUUUCUAUGAAUUCAGUGUACGCGUCCAUCCCUGGUAUGCCCGAACUAGGGAUGGUAUGGAUGGGCGACAUGAUGGUUCACGGUGAACCCACCCACGAGCUAAUGAUGGAUCCUCGCCAAGCAGAAAGUCCUUUUUUUGCGCAUACAACGCACUCCUUUGAUGACAUGAGGAACCACCAAAUUGCACCCACUACCAUGGUCAGAUACAUGCCCACUCAGUUUCCUAACGAGUGUUCCGAACCAGACGAAGCCAUGGAAGCUGUUGAUGGCCAGGACAUGCAACAAGAAUACGACCCUCAGGUAGAAGAUCCGGAUAUGAGCGAAUAUCUAACAUUGGAGGAUUAUAUGGGUGACGAGGAGCGAGAACAAGUCGUGAACAAUGCAGCUACCCAAACAACACAGGACAAUAGAAAUAGAAAAAUCAAGCCGAUAAAACAUCCUGGUUUGGUAUUGAAAACACCAAUCGCUUAUCAGCCUCACACAGAUCUAAACUUUAUUCCCAUACGAAAAGAUGGAAUAGCUGUAUGCGAGAAAUGUGGUGCCAUCGGAGUGAAACACGCUUUUUACACGAAAGAACGAAGAUUUUGCAGCAGAGCAUGUGCUCGGUCUUCGGAACAUGCCGCACCUACUGCAGAUUCCACUUACAGCCCGUCAUACCCGGCCGACCAAUCCAUUUCACCGAAUAUUCAACAAAUUCCGAUCGAAACUAAAUCAGUUUUGGAAGAUAAACAAAUAAAGGCAGAAGAAACCGAGUCCGAAGAGUCAAUCGUUAUGAAAAAGGAGAAGGAAAAAGUUGUAACGGAAACUGUGAUGCCAGAAGAUCUACCGGUCAGACGAAAGAGAACGGCGGAAAUGGCAGGAUCGUACGAUUGGACACCUCAACUUACCGAACCGGGAUUUUGCGCUGCUCCGGUGUCGUGUUUCAAACACGCGCCAAUAUCUGAAAUUUGGGACAACAUCACGGUCGGGAUGAAAGUGGAAGUGGAAAAUACCGACUGUGACGAAGUUUGCGAGGCGUUCCCGGAUUCUUUUUGGGUCGCAACUGUUUUGAAAAUAUCCGGCUAUCGAGCACUACUGAGGUACGAAGGUUUCGGCCACAAUUCAGAAAAAGAUUUCUGGGUGUCGUUGUGCUCGAAUGACAUACAUCCGGUUGGCUGGUGCGCGACAAUCGGAAAGCCCCUGAUACCACCCAAUACAAUUGCAAACAAAUACAAAGAUUGGAAGGAUUUCCUGAUGCGACGAUUGACCGGUGCGAGAACGUUGCCGACUAAUUUUUACAACAAGGUAAACGAAAGUAUGAAAUCACGCUUUCGUUGCGGUCUUCAUUUGGAAGUUGUCGACAAAAAUCGUAUAUCUCAGGUGAAAGUAGCAACGAUACAAAAGAUCGUUGGUAAACGUUUGCACGUAAGAUAUUACGAUUCGGCGCCUGAAGACAAUGGUUUUUGGUGUCACGAGGAUUCGCCGUUGAUACACCCGGUCGGUUGGGCCAAAAUGGUUGGACAAACGUUGGACGCCUAUCCGGAAUAUAUGGAAAGAAUAACGCAUUCGAAACUGUGCUCCGACGAUUCGACCGAGGGAUUAUUUCACGUGCCAAAGAAUCAUCAUCAACAAUUGGGUUAUACAUUUCGAGAAGGAAUGAAGAUCGAGGCGAUCGAUCCUUUAAAUUUAUCCUCUAUUUGCGCAGCGACGGUUAUGCAAGUUCUCAAAGAAGAUUAUAUUAUGAUAAGGAUCGAUAGCUACGACGAAGACGCCAGCGGGGCUGAUUGGUUUUGCUACAACGUUGGAUCACCUUGCAUAUUUCCCAUUGGGUUUUGCUCUCAACAUGGAUUACCCCUUACACCACCCAAAGGCUAUGAUCCCACCACUUUUACUUGGGAAAGUUAUCUCGCUGAAACCAACGCCAUUCCAGCACCGGUUCAGCUAUUCAAUCGGGAAGUUCCACCACACGGAUUUAUUGAGGGAAUGCGAUUGGAAGCCGCUGAUUUAAUGGAUCCGAGAUUAGUUUGCGUGGCAACAAUAACGAGGGUGAUCGGUAGAUUAUUGCGUGUACAUUUUGACGGAUGGGAGGAUGAGUACGAUCAGUGGCUCGAUUGUCAAAGCCCCGAUAUUUAUCCUGUCGGCUGGUGUGAUCUCGUUGAUCAUAAAUUAGAGGGACCGCGUGUGCUCGUCAAAAACACUAGUCCUACCGUUAAAACACCAAGAGGCCUUAAACGUAAAACUAAGCGAAAAUUGAAAAAAGGUGGCAAAUUAUCUUGCGCGAAGAAUAUAUUGCAUCGACAAAGCGAGCGUACGAGUACGACGCGCGAACGAGAACGAGAACGAGAACCGGAGCCGGCUCAGGGUACGAAAAUCGAGAGAGAUCGGGAUCUCGAGAGUUUGCCAGAGCAAGGAAGUAGAGAACCGGAAACGGCGCAGGAACCAGCUGGUCCUGAUCAAACAUUACCAAGUCCUACCAGCGGACAGGGUCAAUCUUUGAACGAAACGCAGAGCGAAAUUCAGAGUCCACCUCCGCCCAAAGAAAGAACCGCCACAUCGUACAUAAACGUUACAUCUGCGAGUGGGAAAUACAUUCCAAGGUUAGCUGAUGGACUGCAUAGAAAUUCGGAGAACGGUGAGCUCGUUCCAGCGGAAUGGAACGUAUUCGACGUCGCACAAUUUUUACGGGUUAACGAUUGUGCGACAUACUGCGACAACUUUAGCAAGAGAAAAGUUGACGGUAAAACAUUACUUGUAUUGACCAAGGACCAAAUAAUAGAUCUGACGGGUUUCAAGGUCGGGCCAUCCUUGAAGAUAUACGACCUCAUUCAACAGUUGAAAAUCAAAGUGAAUCCGGCUCAGGAAAGAUUAAAAUUAGGACUGAAAAAAUCGUUAUAACGUCGGAGAAUGAACAGUCACGUUAGUUAACAUGACGAUUGGUGAGUUCGGAAUAUCGGACUAGAAAAAAGGAUGAGAAAUGAAGAAAAUUCAGUAAAAUAAGAAUGAAAAGAAUGGAGAUAGGCGAUUAGGUUAGAUCUUGAAUUUACAGGUAAGGCGUGUGACUACGUUUAAGUUUCAGUUUACGAUCUGUGUAAUUAAACAUUUUGCCAUUGUUUCAUUUUUAUAAUCUUCCGCAAGUUUUUUAUGCGAUAUCGUAAACCCGGUUUCGGCGUAUCAACCAAUUCAUAACAAGAAAAAUAGUUUGAAAUUUUUCGUUUUCUUUAUAAGAAAGAAGGUCCGAAUACGAAUCAUUUCUCACAAUAAAAAAUUCGAACGAAAAGAAAACAGACGAUUGUCUUACUUUUUUUGGGGCGGACUUUUUAGUUGUGAAAAUAAAACGAUACUGACGAUUCUUACGGAACAUAUUGAUAAAUACAAUCGACGAUUUUCAUAAAGAGUUCGUCAUUAAAAAAAGGGGGAUCAGCAUCGCGGCAUUAUAAAAUAUUGGAAGUGAUUUCGUCGAAAAAUAAAUAAAACUUAAUUUCGUAACCGUCGAGCACUCGUCCAUUAUAGAAGAAAAAUUGAUUGAGGGAGAGUCACAAUUGUUAUCGGAGCGUAUCAAUUCAUCGAGCUGAUAGAUAUUUGGUACCAUUACUGUGAAUCACAUAUUUUUAAUGACAGGAACAUACGAAUUUAACCAAUCUUAUUCGAAUUAGUUUUAUUAAGCUGAGUUAUGAUAUGACUUAUUUGUAUUUUCCAAGUGUUGCUCUUAUUUUUAAAUACCAGUGUAUGAUUGCGUACAUUACACCCGAGUGCAGCCACAUAAACAAACCCAUGCACGACAUAUGUAUAUAUAAAUAUUAAAUAUGCAGGGUGUCGUACGACGAUUGUUACAAAAUGUGAAGUUAUUAAAUAUCAGGAGUUAAAAUCCCAGUAGAAGAGUCUAGAAACGUUUUUAGUUGGUGAAUUCGCUCAUCGAGAGUAGUGUCUAAACAUGUGGGUAUAGAGCAAAAUGAUCCAAGACCAAUUUCGCAGCACGUUAAAUUUCAUACGAAUAGAAUUUCGACCGUUUUUCUCUAUUUUUUUCUUAGUUGAAAACGGCUUUACAAAAACGGUCCCAUGGACUUUUGCUCUAUUUUAAAUCCUUGCCACGUUACGUGCGAUGAAAAGACCUUUAUCUUUCGUAUUCGCUAAUCGAUUAAACACUGCUGGAUUUUUCUUGGCCAGAUUUCGAUCCUGAACUUACGUUAAGAAUUUGUACCCUCAGGAGACACCCUGUGUACAUAUUUUAUGGACGCGUGAACUAUUUUUAAAAAAUCAGCAUCCCCGGAUUAGCCUCUGAAGGAGAAGAGGCUUAUUUUUUCUUCAACUCGCAGUUUUUGCUUUCGAUUAAAUAGAAGUGAAUGAAAUGCAUUAGUUAUUUACGAGUUAAGAUAAAUGCUGCAAUAAUUUGUCUUCGGUUAACAACAACAAUGAAACAUUGUUUGACUCGAAUGAGCUCAGAAUCACACGAAAUUUUUUGUACUGACUUAACAACUUCGAGAGCAUUUUUUUUUUUAGUUCAUUGAGAAAAAUGUAUGAAAUGUAUUACAAAUUUGUGCAGUGAUUUUUCAUAAAAUCAGUGAUGAUUUUCGAUUGUUGAAAAUUCGAUUGUGAAAAAUCAAUAAAAUAAAAUAACAAGCGUC
Messenger RNA from Venturia canescens, 5136 nucleotides. RefSeq names its product polycomb protein Sfmbt-like. Gene Ontology annotation, molecular function: zinc ion binding; chromatin binding. Bases 506 to 3409 code for a protein of 967 amino acids. The record is from RefSeq and is a predicted model, not a curated record. The transcript has 10 exons. Gene Ontology annotation, biological process: negative regulation of DNA-templated transcription; heterochromatin formation. NCBI's taxonomy places the organism in Eukaryota, Metazoa, Arthropoda, Insecta, Hymenoptera, Ichneumonidae. Gene Ontology annotation, cellular component: nucleus.